Macroventuria anomochaeta is the source of this 1324-nucleotide messenger RNA. RefSeq lists its product as uncharacterized. The transcript has 3 exons. Bases 200 to 1324 code for a protein of 374 amino acids. The record is from RefSeq and is a predicted model, not a curated record. NCBI's taxonomy places the organism in Eukaryota, Fungi, Ascomycota, Dothideomycetes, Pleosporales, Didymellaceae. Gene Ontology annotation, biological process: chromatin remodeling. Gene Ontology annotation, cellular component: nucleus; Ino80 complex.
GAAGGGAAGGCAGCAGCGGGAUCUCUCCUGUGAGGAAGAGGGUAACGUGCCUGGAAAGGACGACCCCGAAGCUACUUGCGCACGGCCACAUCUCGUGCCGCGACCCAGACUCCGACAUCACUCGGCGUGCAACACAGCUCCGUGUGCGUCGUCCACACCGCCACACCUUCACCUUCACCACACCCACGUCUUCGAGAGCAUGGCGACCGAGGCGCCCCAGCCGGUAGCGGCCACCACCCAGCACGCCCCGCCGCCAGAGCCUACCGCGGAUGCAGCAGCGAAGCCGCCCGCCAAGCGGUCGUGGAGGCGGAAGUACCGCAAGAUGCGCAUCAGGUUCGACGAAGCCAUGAACCAGAGCAACGGCCUGAUCAUGGAGGAGUGGAAGGCCAUGGGCACCGCGCGCCGGUUGCAGGCGGAGAACGACCAGCUACUCGAUGCGCUGCUCGACUUCAACAACCAGCCACGCGUUUCGGCGCGUCUGCGAUUCGACUUGUCUAGCGCGAACACAGCAGUAUUGAAGGCAUCGGCUGUGGAGCCCAGUCUCAGCGCAGAACUAGCGCAGCAACGGUUACAAGAGCUGCGGGGACAGCUCAACAGCGGCGCUAUCACAGCAGACCAAUACACACAGCAAGCCGACCAGCUGCACAGUGCGCAAGCUGUCCAGCAGGUGCAGAAGUCCCUGGCCAGCCUCGAAGCCAGCGUUCCCCACACCACCCUUACAGACCAUAGCACGCUUCCUGAUGGCAUAGACCUGAGCGAACAUGCACCAGGCUACAUGUCCCCUCAGCACGAAGAAGAGUAUCUUCUCACGCUCGACCAUCUCCUCGACGACCCGUCCUUUGACCCUUCACACCAUCACACCCGCACGCUCCACCUCGGCCCUUCACAACCGCCACUGAGCGAAAAGGAACUUACCAUCCGCAACCCUGAUAGUGUCUACAGCUGGCUGCGUAAGAACCAACCCCAAGUCUUCCUCCAAGACAAGGACGCCCCACACCACGACACCAUGUCCGAGAAGGCCGCGCCCAAGGGUGGCAGCAAGAAAAGUCGCCAGUCGAACAUGGGUGGCACACCAGGGCCAAAGGAAGACCACGACGGUGAAGACUCAGCAGCACCAGGGGGCGAAGGCAAGGGAAAGAAGGGUGGAUAUGACCCAGACGACACAGCGUACCGACCCAAGGGUGGAAGCAGUAGGCCUGCAAAGCGCAAACGAGAGACUGGGGAGGGCGAGACCAAGGGUGCUCGCAAGAAGAACCGGCCCAGCGCCGCAGCAGCAGCAGCGGCGGCGGCGGCAGCAGCAGCACCCCCACCUCCAGCAGGAUAA